This is a messenger RNA of Hydra vulgaris (swiftwater hydra), 1188 nucleotides long. Its product is annotated as geranylgeranyl transferase type-1 subunit beta. The record is from RefSeq and is a predicted model, not a curated record. Gene Ontology annotation, biological process: protein geranylgeranylation. NCBI's taxonomy places the organism in Eukaryota, Metazoa, Cnidaria, Hydrozoa, Anthoathecata, Hydridae. Gene Ontology annotation, molecular function: CAAX-protein geranylgeranyltransferase activity. Gene Ontology annotation, cellular component: CAAX-protein geranylgeranyltransferase complex.
AGACUAAAAAAGUUAUUAAAAAGUUAUUAUUAUUACAAAAAUGGAAGGGUUAACUAACAAAGAAUUUUCAAGGGAAAAACACAUUAAAUAUUUUCUUCGUUGUCUUCAAUGUUUGCCAAUACCAUAUUCGUCUCUCGAUACCAGCAGAAUGACAGUUCUGUUUUUUUGUUUGUCUGGGCUUGAUCUAUUAAAUGCUUUGGAAAGAAUAAAAAAUGAACAUCAGAAUAUUAUCAACUGGAUCUAUUCUUUACAAAUUCUACCAAAAAACGAUGAAAGUAACACAACAAAAUGUGGUUUUCGUGGGUCGCCAUUUCUGGGCUCAAAAUAUCAAACAGAAGGAUCUUUUUCAGUAUCAGAGUUGUAUGAAAGCUCACACAUUGCAAUGACCUACACUGCCUUGUGCUCAUUGAUUAUACUAGGAGAUGAUCUUUCACGUGUCAAUCGUAAUGCAAUUAUCAAUGGAAUUAAGUUUCUUCAAAAAGAAGAUGGGAGUUUUUAUUCCACUCAAGAUAAAAAUGAAAAUGACAUGCGCUUUUUAUAUUGUGCUUGUUGUAUUUCUUAUAUUCUUCAAGAUUGGAAUGGUUUAGAUAAAACGAGUGCUGUAAAUUAUAUUCGCAUGAGUAUGUCAUAUGAUUAUGGAUUAUCCCAAGGACCACAAUUGGAGGCACAUGGAGGUUCUACAUAUUGUGGAGUUGCAUCUUUGAUUUUAAUGGAUAAACUAGAAGAAUGUUUUAAUGAAAAAGAAAUCAAAUUUUUAAAAAGAUGGUGUUUAAAACGGCAAAAAAGUGGUUUUCAAGGAAGACCAAAUAAACCUGUAGAUACUUGCUAUUCAUUUUGGGUUGGGGCUUCUCUAAAGAUGCUAGAUUUUCUUAAAUAUUCAAACUUUGAAUCAAAUAAUGAAUUUAUAAUUUCAACGCAAGACACUAUAGUUGGUGGUUUCAGCAAAUGGCCAGAUGUUCACCCAGAUGUGAUGCAUAGUUAUCUUGGUUUAUGCGGGUUAUCACUUAUGCAGUUGUAUAAUUUGUCACCGCUUUUUCCUGCGCUAAACAUUAGUGAACGAGCUUAUCAACAUUUACGAAAAAUUCAAACUGAAUAAUUAGAUUUGUUAUGAAUUAGUUUACAAAAUUUUAUACAAUUUAAAUGAAAACUUAUUAUAAAUUUUAUAAUAAUUACUUAUGUUAACAAUAA